CGCUUCCUCACCCUGGCAACGGGCGGGUGACUACUUCCGGUGCAGUGAAGGCUCGGGGCUGAAGCGGGGUAAUUCCUCUCCUGCAGUUACUUUUGGAUGGAAGUAUGCCCCUUUCUCAAUAGAAGAUGGUAAUCUUGGAGAAUGACCAUGGAGAAGGGGAUGAGUUCUGGAGAAGGGCUGCCUUCCAGAUCAUCUCAGGUUUCGGCUGGUAAAAUAACAGCCAAAGAGUUGGAAGCAAAGCAGUCCUAUAAAGAGAAACGAGGCGGCUUUGUGCUGGUUCAUGCAGGUGCAGGUUAUCAUUCUGAAUCCAAAGCCAAGGAAUAUAAACAUGUAUGCAAACGAGCUUGUCAGAAGGCAAUUGAAAAGUUGCAGGCUGGUGCUCUUGCAACUGACGCAGUGACUGCAGCACUGGUGGAACUUGAGGAUUCUCCUUUUACAAAUGCAGGAAUGGGAUCUAAUCUAAAUCUGUUAGGUGAAAUUGAGUGUGAUGCCAGCAUAAUGGAUGGAAAAUCCUUAAAUUUUGGAGCAGUUGGAGCACUGAGUGGAAUCAAGAACCCAGUCUCAGUUGCCAACAGACUCUUAUGUGAAGGGCAGAAGGGCAAGCUCUCGGCUGGCAGAAUUCCUCCCUGCUUUUUAGUUGGAGAAGGAGCCUACAGAUGGGCAGUAGAUCAUGGAAUACCCUCUUGCCCUCCUAACAUCAUGACCACAAGAUUCAGUUUAGCUGCAUUUAAAAGAAACAAGAGGAAACUAGAGCUGGCAGAAAGGGUGGAAACAGAUUUUAUUCAACUAAAGAAAAGAAGACAAUCAAGUGAAAAGGAAAAUGACUCAGGCACUUUGGACACGGUGGGCGCUGUGGUUGUGGACCACGAAGGGAAUGUUGCUGCUGCUGUCUCCAGUGGAGGCUUGGCCUUGAAACAUCCAGGGAGAGUUGGGCAGGCUGCUCUUUAUGGAUGUGGCUGCUGGGCUGAAAAUACUGGAGCUCAUAACCCCUACUCCACAGCUGUGAGUACCUCAGGAUGUGGAGAGCAUCUUGUUCGCACCAUACUGGCUAGAGAAUGUUCACAUGCUUUACAAGCUGAAGAUGCUCACCAAGCCCUGUUGGAGACUAUGCAAAACAAGUUUAUCAGUUCACCUUUCCUCGCCAGUGAAGAUGGCGUGCUAGGCGGAGUGAUUGUUCUCCGUUCGUGCAGAUGUUCUGCCGAGCCUGACUCCUCCCAAAAUAAGCAGACGCUUCUAGUGGAAUUUCUGUGGAGCCACACGACGGAGAGCAUGUGUGUUGGAUAUAUGUCAGCCCAGGAUGGGAAAGCCAAGAUGCAGUACGUGGUAGGCACUGACAAUUUGCUUUUAUGCCCUGGAGCUGUCAUCACUGUACUGUACAUGUUUGGACUGCACUGUCUGCGGCCAUGUUGAAGGGUAAAAUGAAACCUAAUUUAGGAUGAGGGUUAUAUUAACAAUUCACUAGUAGGAGAUGCUCAGAGUACUUGGAAAUAGAUUUUUCUUCACUUGAAAUAGAAAAUUAAUGCUAUUUUAAAUGUGCUUCCUAAAACAGAUUAGAACCCCAAUAAUUCUUUGAUUUCUUCCAUUGAUGGCUUUUGUGAAUAUCAUGGUAAAAGUUUGAACAGUUAAGAGUUAGGGAUAUUACAGUAGCUAAUAAUGACUGACUAAGAAGGAAGCCUUAUUACUUGGCUUGAGAUUUCAGCUAUUUAAAAAAACCUCAGUUUACUUAGGAGUAAAAGUUUGAUAAAACACAGUAUCUCAUUUUUUGAAUGAAUUAUUUAUUAAACAAUCAUCAUUCAGUGCCUUCUAUAUUCAGGUACUUUUCUGGGGACAUCAUAGUGAACAAAGCAGACAAGAAUCCCUGUACUUGAGAACUUACAUACUGGUGGGGGAAAUAAUGAACAAGAUAAGGCCUAUACUAUGUUUGUGAUAAGUGCUGAAAAGAGAUGUGAAACUAGGAAAGGGGUUAGGAGGUACAGUGGUUCCAAUGUUAGGUAGGUUUCACUUCAAAGGUGUCAUUCAAGUAAAGUCUUGGAGGAUUUAUGGGAGCAAGGCAAGAACCUAUUCCAGGCAUAGGGAACAGCAGGUGCCAGCACUCUCAAUUAGGUGUGUGCCUGGUGUGUUGCAGGGGUAGUGAGAAGGCCAGUCUUAGUGGGUCAGAGUAGGCAAUGGAAGGCCAGAUAGAUUACAUAGUUUUUUAUCCAUUGUCAGUAUUUGGGCUUUUCCUCUGAAAUGGGAGCCAUUGGAGAGUAAUGAGCAGUGUGGAGUGAUAUGAACUGGCUUACAUCUUAAGAGGUGACUCCAGCUGCUGAAAGGGAGGCUGGGUGGAAGGUUGUUGCCAUAGAGAUGAGUGAUAAUAAUGACUUGGACUAGAGCAUUAGUCACACAGGUCAUGAGAAGUAGUUGGCUUCUGUGUGUAUUUUAAGAUAGAGCCAAUGGGAUUUGCUGAUGGGUUGGAUAGAGAUGUGAGGGAAAUAGAAAAGGCAAUGAUGACUUUUAAGAUUUUGGCCUAAACAGAAGAAUGGAAUUGCCAUUUACUAGGGUGAGGAAGAAGGUGAAGUAGGGGAAAAAGACUUGGGGGGGAAGUAGUAGAAACUCAGUUUUGCACAUGUUAAUUCCAAGAUGCCUGUUAGGCAUCAAAUGGGGAGGCCCAAAAGGUAGCUGGAUAUGUGUGUCUGGAGUUUAGGAGAAAGGACUAAGAUGGAGAUACAUAUUAGGGAAUCUCAGCAU
Molecule: messenger RNA, 2727 nt
Organism: Piliocolobus tephrosceles (Ugandan red Colobus)
Lineage: Eukaryota; Metazoa; Chordata; Mammalia; Primates; Cercopithecidae
Gene: TASP1
Product: taspase 1
Exons: 14
Coding region: 142-1410 (422 amino acids)
Biological process (GO): protein maturation
Cellular component (GO): cytoplasm
Molecular function (GO): threonine-type endopeptidase activity
Source: RefSeq, a predicted model, not a curated record